Ascoidea rubescens DSM 1968 is the source of this 1718-nucleotide messenger RNA. RefSeq lists its product as uncharacterized. Bases 372 to 1625 code for a protein of 417 amino acids. The record is from RefSeq and is a predicted model, not a curated record. The transcript has a single exon. Lineage: Eukaryota; Fungi; Ascomycota; Saccharomycetes; Ascoideales; Ascoideaceae.
AAAAAAAAAAGGAAACAGACAAAAAUAGCACAUGCAGUAAGCUUUUAGCUUUGACAUUGGCUCUUAGUAUAUUUCUAUUCUUCUUUCACAAACUCCGCUCAAACGCUCGAUCCCAAAUCCUUGAUCAGUUUAUUGUUAUACCCUUAGUGAAAUAUCAGCAUGUCUUUCAUGACCUCAGAAUGUUUAUUUUUAAAAAUGAUAAUCAGUCAAACUCGUUUGGGUUGGUAGAUAGAUGAUUUAAAUAACCAACAAUGAGUUGAGAUGAGAAUAUAUAAGAAGAUGAUCUAUCUGCCAAAUUCCUUCAGACUUGAUUUUUUCCCAUGCUAUAACUUAUUAACGAUAUUGUUUCUUCUUAAUUGAUAUUAUUAAAAAUGAUUCGACAAAUAUUUAUAAGCUUUUCCUUGCUCAGUCUUGGAUUAAGCUCGCCAAUCCCAGUUUUUGAAAAUUCUACAGAUACACCAACGCCAACUUGUUUAGAAGCUGAUGAAUGCUCAGAUACACCUGUUGCAUGUUCGCCUGAUACUAGCUGCGAACUUCCAUCUGGAUGUGUUUAUGAUGAACAAUGCAAUACUUCACAAGAAUGUUUAGAUAAUUGUGUGCCAAUUAAUGGAUGCGAAACUCCAUUAUGUACGCUUCCAGAUCAUUGCACGUAUUAUGGAAAUUGCUUACUACCAUCAGGAUGUUCUGUUCCAGAUGAUUGCAUUGAUGAUGAUGUUCCAGACCCAACAAAUUGCACCUUGGCUCUUCCAGAUGGAUGCACACUUCCAGAUCAUUGCACUUUUUUGAAUGAUGGUUGCGCCUUACCAAGUGGUUGCAAUAUUCCAGACAAUUGCAUUUAUGACGAUGACCCAGAUCCAAAAAACUGCACUUUAACAGUUCCAGAUGGAUGCACACUUCCAGAUUACUGUGUUUUUGACGACGACUGCAAUUUACCAACAGGAUGUUCUGUUCCAGACGACUGUUCAUACGACAUCACUUGUAAUCUCUCAGCCUGUGAAGAUGUUCUUGAUGUAAUAGAUGAAUGUGGUGGUUAUGAUGCAGAGGGCUAUAAAGAAUGUUUCUGCGAUGUCUUUAGUGCAAACACCACAGCACCACAUAGUUUAAACUCAUGUAUCGCUUGUGACUUUUGUGAAGUUUGGCUUGAGUAUGGAAGACCAUUUUUUGAAAAUGCCUUUGUAUGCAAUGGAAUUGUACCAGCAAUCUUGUGUAUAGAUCCAUGCGAGGAUGGCGACUGUGAUAUUACUGAUACUGAUACUCCAACACCAACACCAACUCCAACACCAACACCAACACCAACUCCAACUCCAACUCCAACUCCAACUCCAACUCCAACUGAUACCAAAACACCAACUGAUACCAAAACACCAACAAAAACAAAAACAGAUACUAAAACAGAAACAGAAACAGAAACAGAAACAGAAACAGAAUGUUCUAAAACAGAUGAUGCUGGAAACAAAAUCUGUGACAAAACAAGUGAAAAACCAUCAGAACCUACUGUUUCUAAAUCAUCAACAUCCACUAGUUCUGGAACUGUUCCAACAAUUUCUGAAGGAUACACCGGAGCUGGAACCAAAGUAUCCUACAGCUUCAACGCUUUACUUUUUGCUGUAUUAGCUUUAAUCUAAUCCCAAGCCUUUUCGAAUUGAACUUGAUUUUUUUAUUACUAUUUUGAUUUACAUUUUUUUUAAUUUUACUCUUUAUGUUGGUUUUUGCUUUCU